Messenger RNA from Cuscuta campestris, 887 nucleotides. The record is from the annotation of a GenBank genome assembly. NCBI's taxonomy places the organism in Eukaryota, Viridiplantae, Streptophyta, Magnoliopsida, Solanales, Convolvulaceae.
AUAAAAGGCGAAGGAGUGGGUGCCGUUUGGGCAAGUGUACACUUCAACCCUUCACAGCAAAGCACACACUCUCUUCGUCUUCUCCGCCAUCUCAGAUCCGUCUUCUUCCUCCUCUCUUCUCGCCGAUCAUUCAAUGGCUUCUGUCACCGGAUCCUCCCUCUCCGUCUCCUUCAACCAAAUCCAGGGGAUCCGCAAGGCAUCGAAUGUGAAGGCCAUUUCCUUCUCCUUCAAUGGGAACAAAUUCCCGUCUCUCCAACUCCGCCCAGUUACUCGCCGACUUGUUGCCACUUUUGCGGCCAAACCCGAAACUGUCAGCAAAGUUUGUGAAAUUGUGAAGAAGCAAUUGGCUCUUACCCCUGAUACUGAGGUUACUGGAGAGUCUAAAUUUACAGCUCUUGGUGCUGAUUCUCUUGACACUGUUGAGAUUGUGAUGGCGCUUGAGGAAGUGUUUGGAAUCACAGUUGAAGAAGACAGUGCUCAGACUAUUGCAACCGUUCAAGAUGCUGCAGAUUUGAUUGAGGAUCUCAUAACCAAGAAGGCUUAAAUUGGAUCUAAACGUUUUUUUUCAGAUUCUGCAAUAGUUUAUUAGUGGAGUCUUCACCAUGAGUCCUUUUCCUUUUAAUUAUAAUAUAUUUGUGGUCUAUUAAAAACUUUUAGUUAUAUUUCAGUUUCGUUUCAUUCCUUAUAUUUCUCUCUUUUUGGUUCAAUUGAACUGUAACCAAAGCAUAAAUCUUGAGGAUAUUAUUUGUCUCGUUUGUCCAUUUUAUCCCUUCUCCUUGUUUCCCUGCAAGUCCCUGCCUUUGCUUUUUGUACCCUUUUUAUGGUGUUUGUUUCACUUAUUGCCAUUAAUUACCUUAGACAGAAAUUCAUAAACAAACAGCAUUUUA